UUCUAACAUUUCACGAUGAUUUGGCUUUGGAGUCUUUUGAUUUUGGGAACAUUUAGUUCUAGAGGACUUGCAGACAAUGGGUCGUCUAAUACUACACCUUCAACCAAUGUUAAAACUACUACCCAGGAUCUUAUUACCAAACUGGAUGCAGACGCAACGAAUAAACUACGGAAUAUACUGAGUUCCUGUGAGGGUAAAUCCGAUGGUAACAUUGAGUUUUCCCGGUGGAUUGCAAAAAUCCGUGAAAUCAGUCAAGGCGGAAAGGAGCGACUGAACGAUAAGAUUGCCAUACGAAUCCUUUUUGAGAGCUACAAUAUACAACGCCUAGACUUAGAACAAAAAAUCCACGACCGUUUAGAUGAUCUUGAUUUCCUUAUAGCCGAUCAGGAGCGGGACAGCAGCUGCUCAAAGUUCUAUCAACAGCAAAAGUUUCGUCUCGAGAAAGCCCUAAAACUCGACAAUUCCAAAAAAGAAGCAAAGUUGAAGGAAAACUCCAUCACAUGUCCGGAUAGCGAUGACUAUGAUGAAGAUUGUGAUAUCUUUGAGGACUAUGAAUGGUAACCAGUGACCAAAUGAAAUUUUGGUAGAGAAAGUUCUCUCGGGGGAAAAGAAAAUACAAAUAUAUAUCGAAAUGUAUAGCAAAACUAUUGAAAAUUAAGAAUUAAAUGAGUAUAACUAAAAUA
Drosophila persimilis is the source of this 683-nucleotide messenger RNA. RefSeq lists its product as uncharacterized. The record is from RefSeq and is a predicted model, not a curated record. Lineage: Eukaryota; Metazoa; Arthropoda; Insecta; Diptera; Drosophilidae. The transcript has a single exon. Bases 16 to 561 code for a protein of 181 amino acids.